Psylliodes chrysocephalus is the source of this 459-nucleotide messenger RNA. The record is from the annotation of a GenBank genome assembly. Lineage: Eukaryota; Metazoa; Arthropoda; Insecta; Coleoptera; Chrysomelidae.
AUGGUUGGUAAUAAUAGUAAAUCUAUGCGAUUGUUGCAAGCAGAGGCAAGGAAAAACAAAGAGCUGGCCACUAAAUUAGACGAAUUUAGAAAAAAAAAUGCUCAAACACGCUUAACAAAAAAUUAUGAAAAAGAUAAUCCAGAUUUUGAUAUUCCAUCAUCGUCUGACGCAUCAAGUUCAGAAGCAGUAGAAGAAGAAGUGAAACCUGAACUUCCUUCGAUUAUUAUCCAUCAAAAUGUUGUUAUUCGUUCUAGAAACGCUAUAACUUCAGAUUCAAAUAAUAACAAUAAUGUUAUUGGUUUGGUUACCGAAAUUGUCGAUAAUGUAAUUGAUGCUGCAAUUGAGCAAUAUGAAAAUCGAGAAGCCAGUUUAUAUACAAAAGCAGGACAGCUCCGAAAACGGAGACAAGUGCAAGAAAUGUUGUACCAAAAAAAAAUUCAGAAGAAGGUGCAAAUAUAA